AUGCUCGAACUCAAGCUGUCGUUUCUCCUUGUGCUGGCGUCAGCAAACGUUGUCAUAGUAACCGGAAAUCCUCUGCCAUGGUUUCUACCAGGUAAUGAUGCAAGUGUUAGUAGUGGUCAGCGGUACACACGCAUUCCACCUUUAUGACCGACAGACGAUUCCUGCAGCUAUUUUUACCAAAUAUUCCAGGUUUCUUCCCGCUGUUUGCACCUGUAGUAACACUGGAUCAGCAAGAGAUGAUCCUUACUGGAUCUCUAGGGAGGACAGUUUAGAACUGAUAGGGCUAUCCAGUAUAAAUAAAGUUAGCUCAGUUUAGUUUAGGUUCCUCCUGUAGUAACACUGGAUCAAUAAGAGAUUAUCCUUACUGGACCUCCAGGAAGAACAGUUUAGAACUGAUAGAGCUAUCCAGUAUAAAUAAAGUUAGCUCAGUUUAGUUUACGUUUCCUUCUGUAGUAACACUGGAUCAAUAAGAGAUGAUCCUUACUGGACAACUAUGGAGAACAGUUUAGACUGAUAGAGCUAUAGCUAUCCAGCCUAAAUAAGGUUAGUUUAGUUUAGGUUUCCUCCUGUAGUAACAACACUGGAUCAAUAAGAGAUGAUCUUUACUGGACCUCUAGGAAGAACAGUUUAGAACUGAUAGAGCUAUCCAGUAUAAAUAGAAACUUUAAAAUAUAAUUAUCACUACCCAUAGGUCCUUGCGACAGUGAACCGUGUAAAAAUGGCGCGACAUGUACAGUGGUUCCCUUCAGUUACAAGUGCACAUGUGCUGAUGGGUGGAAAGGACCAUACUGUGGUGUUAAAGGUAAAGCUUAUUUUCAAUGUCUCCACUUUGAGUGUCUCAACAUUCAUCACAGUAUUCUCCAUAUUCACCAUAAUAAUCUCCAUAUUGGCAUAUUCAUCAUAAAUUUCUCUUCUUUUAGUAAAACCGUGUGAAUCGUCUCCGUGCCAAAAUGGAGGUAACUGUACGGACAUAGAUGAUGACACCUUUGGAUGUGCUUGCAAAGAUGGCUACCGCGGUGAAACAUGCUCUGAGAAAAGUAAGUUGUUUUUGUUCAUUUCGUCGAAAUUAAACGAAAAUUCCACUUACUGACCUCUACGGAGAAUAGUUUAGAUCUGAUACAACUAUCCAGUAUAAAUAAAGUUAGUUUAGUUUAUGUUUCUUCCUGUAGUAACACUAGAUCAAUAAGAGAUGAUCCUUACUGGACCUCUAGGAAGAACAGUUUAAAACUGAUAUACCUAUCCAGUAUAAAUAAAGUUAGUUGUGAUAAUACAAUUACAAAGUUAGGCCUAACUAAAUCCUAGUGUCAUUUUAAUUUUUAGUCCAAUGUGAAAAUCCGCUGGACCUUAUGUUCGUUGUCGAUACAGCUAGCUGGCAAAGUACAAGCGACUUCAGUUACGUCAGAGAUUAUAUGUCUGACCUCAUAGACUGGUUAAAGAUAUCUGAUCUCGCCGUUAGAGUUGGAGUACUAGAAUUUACUUAUUAUUACGACACACAGGUGACCUUUUUACCUGGCGCGUAUUCUGAUGCCAGCUCACUAAAAAACGAGAUCGAGGACGUGACCAAGAAUGGUCCAAAACUCUUUUAUGGUCUUGAGGGAUACACCGCGAGGGCUUUGAAAAUAGCAAAUGACGAGGUAUGUUGCUUGGCACAGAGGUUUCUUAACGAACAAGAAAUGGCUUGUUCAGGAUCUUUAUAGAGAACAGUUUAGAACUGAUAGAUCUAGAGAUGUUGUGGAAGCAAAUUUCAUAUUUCAUAUUUUGUUCAGGUUUUCAAGACAGCAGACCAAUAUCCCAACGCAGCAAAAGCAAUUGUUCUUUUAACUCCACAAGUUCCUUUGGACAGCAAGUCGGACGCAAUUAAAGAAGCCGAAAAACUUAAAGCCAAAGGAGUUAAAAUUGUUUCCAUCGAUUUGGUGAAUUCAUUUAAAGAUUUUUGGGCGGAUAAAUCCGUGUAUAAUGAGCUAGCCAAGAUAUCCAGUCCACUCAAGCCUGUUAUCUCCGAAUAUGGUGGUUUAAAUGACCAUGUUCAAGAGGUCGCUAAGCUAUUGUGCUCGUGUAAGUUCACUUUUAAGGUUGUGUUGCUGGUGGUGAAUGUUGUUAUCGUGGUGGCGGUGGUGGUGAUGAUGAUGAUUAUGGUGGUUAUAUUGGUGGUGAUGGUGGUGGUGAUGUUAGUGGUAGUUAUUCUGGUAGUGAUGAUGGCGAAUGUGGAGAAUACGUGAUGGUGAUGAUGGUCGUGAUGGUAACUUUCACAUGGUGGUGAUGAUUAUGAUGGUUAUAUUGGUGGUGAUGAUUGUGGUGGUUAUUCUGCUAGAGAUGAUGACAAAUGUGGAGAAUACGUGAUCGAUAGUGAUGAUGGUGAUUGUGGUUGUGAUGGUGGAGGUGAAUUAGUUUAUUAAUUAGGCAAAUAUAUUUUGAAUUUUCCACAGUCACGAAGGAUCCUUGUGAAGGUGUGGAUUGUGAUGAGAAGAAGAUCUGUAUUUAUGAUCGCGAUAAUACUUCAUGCAUAUGUAACGAAACGAAUUGUGAAGGUAAUCAUUUUAAUCGCAUCUAGUUUUGGACGGUUGGUUUACGACAUCCAAUUCAUGGCUUCGUGUAAAUAUUACGGAACAGUUAAUGACACUGGUCAACUUCAAGAAUGUUGACACUCGUAGCAAACCUAUUUUUUUCCAAUGCAACACGACUACAUAUAAUAAAUUAUUAUUUUCUCUCCGAUAGCUGCUAGUUGACGAUAUGUACUGCAUGAUGGAUAUUUCAUCUGUUUUAAGAAUUUUUGUCAUGCUGGGUUUUUUUUUAGCUGAACCUUGUGAUCAAUUGCCUUGUAAAAACGAUGGAACAUGUGAAAAUGUGGAUAAAGAAACAUUCAAAUGUAACUGUCAUCAAAGCUGGACAGGCGAAACCUGCGAAGAAAAAGGUUCCUUUUUUUAUCAACUGUAAAAACUAAAAUUAAUUAACUUUUUGUAUACCAUCUUUAUCCGUUAUUGCUGCCAUGUAUUACUUAGCCUGCGAAUUACUGUAUUAACUUGAAAUGAAUGACAGUUUUAUUUCAUUAGAUUAAUAACAUGUGAAACCAUAGACAUUAGUUUUAUUUUAACAAAAAUCAUUUAACAUUUUCCUAGUCCUCCCAUGUGACAGCUCGCCUUGUAAAAACUCCGCAGAAUGCAAGAAUGUGGACGAAAAUACAUUUAAGUGCAACUGUACAGAAGAUUGGGCAGGAGAAACCUGUGAAGAAAAAAGUAAGUUUUUUUUGUUGAGAAAUAACAAACGUCUUGGUUACUGAGAAGUACGAACGUGUAGAAUUGCACCAAAAUACAUCCGAAGCUAGAGUAGCAGACAAGAUAAAAUGGCAGUUUGUAACUUGGGAAUGUUCUUUCUGGACAUAAGUUGUACCAAAUUACGUCAUUUGUAUUUUUCGUUGCAGUCCAUCCCUGCGACAAAAGCGAGACCCCUUGUAAAAAUGAAGGCGUUUGCGAAAAGAUAGAAGAACAGUUUGUUUGUAAAUGCGCCAAGGGCUGGAAGGGCGCCACCUGUGAAGAAAAAGGUAAAGAAUGAAAUGAUUACUACCUGAAUGUGGAGACUAUUGUCUUGAAUGUGGAGACUAAUUUCACUGUUAGGUGAUAUAAGUGGGUUUCACAAAACACCAUUGUGCACCAGAAAUGUGGUGAAUCGACGGUGAUCAGAAUGAGAAUACCAUUAGCAUUGGAAAUACCAUUAGCUUGGCAUUAUAUUUUUUUCCAUAUUAAAAUUGCUCUUUUCAUUUUUCUCUAGUGCAACCUUGUGACAGCUCUCCGUGUAAAAACGAAGCGGAAUGCGAGAAUGUCGAUGAGGAAAAUUUCAAGUGUACUUGUUCCGAGGAUUGGAAGGGUGAAACUUGCGAAGAAAAAAGUAUAUAAAACUUUUCAUUUUAUUUCACUGAAGCUAGUUCUAGCUUUGCGGGAUUCCAAUUUUUCUCUUCAAUACAAUUCUAUUUCUAACUAUGUCUACUGUAAUACCAAAGUUCUACUUUAUGAUAACUUCAUGCAGGAGAAAGAAUCAUUUUGAAGAAAAUAGAAAAACAAAAUUUCAUUCUCUUCAACUUUUUAUUUCAUUUUCAUCCUAGUCCAUCCGUGUGACAAGGCUGUGUCUCCUUGCGGGAACGGGGCAGAAUGCAUAAAAAUAGAUGAUGAUGAAUUUGUGUGUAAUUGCACGGAGAAUUGGACGGGAGAUAAGUGUGAAACAAAAGGUAAGAUUCUGUUUUGUUAACGGAAGAUAAUUAACUUCUCGUCAGGUGGUAGUAGUUCAUUCCUGGCAAUAGAGAUUAUGUCAUGAUCAUCUUUUCUUUUGUAUGCUGUAUGCAAAUGAACCAGUCUUUUCUGACUGGGGUGAUAUUUACACACUUUAUUACAUUGAUCACCUUGACAUCGUCUUAACUAACUCUUGGUUACCGACGUGAAAUAUUCUGGAUGCAUUUUUGUGCACUGUAUGCCCAUCAAUCUUUCCUAAUCGUAGAGAUAUAUGGACACUGUAUUACAUCGGUUAGCUUGAAAUUCUUGCAACAGUCACGACCAAAUGGACGCCAGACAUAACAGAACACUAACCUACGUUUUAAAGUUCAGUGUCUUGUUUUUUUCUUAUGCAGUUCAUCCCUGUGACAAAGCUGAAUCCCCGUGUAAAAAUGGAGCAGUUUGUGAAGCGAUGGAAGAUCAAUUUGUUUGCAAAUGCGCAGAUGGAUGGAAGGGAGUAGCCUGCGAGGAGAAAGGUCAUUUAAAAUUUGAAAAUUUUGUCGUGUUUGUAACACAGUGGUUGAUGAACUAUGUGUUUCAUGUCCUUGAUGUCGUCAUAUUUUUCCCUAGUCCUCCCAUGCGAAAGUUCUCCUUGUAAAAACGAAGCGGAAUGUGAAAAUGUCGACGAUACUACUUUUAAAUGUAAAUGUUCUGAAGAUUGGACUGGCCUUACGUGCGAAGAAAAAGGUAAAAUUAUUAGCUUCAAAUCCGUAAGAAUCAUCCCUUGUUGAUCCAGCGUUAACUACGAGAAGUAACUUGAAGUAAACUGACUUUACUGGAUUAGGUAAAUGAUUUAAAUUUAUUUUAUUAUUUUCAGUCCAUGCCUGUGACAAGGGAGAGUCUCCUUGCAAGAAUAACGCCAUUUGUGAAAAAGAUGGAGAACAAUUUGUUUGUAAAUGCAGCGAAGAUUGGACUGGAGACACUUGUGAAACGAAAGGUAAACGAGCUUUAUACGAUAGAUAACUAAAUGAAAAACAGACGAAAGAGCCAGGCGUAUAGCUUUAAAUAAAGAAUGCAAGAGCAAUGAGAAUAACUCCUGCUGUAGCAACAAGAACAUUUCUAUCUUCAAGCCCUUCAGUGAAGAACAUUUCUGUAAGAAAACUUUCUGGGAAACGAUUGCUGGGUUUCCUAAAAUCCUUUGUAAUUUUCUCUGCAGUUCAUCCAUGUGAUAAACCAGAAUCUCCUUGCAAGAAUAAUGGCACUUGUGAAAAGGAUGGAGAACAAUUUACAUGCAAAUGCAACGAAGAUUGGACUGGAGAUACUUGCGAAAUAAAAGGUGAACUAACUUUUGCAAUAGAUACAUAAAUGAAGAAGAGACGUAGAAGCCAGGCAUAAUGCAUAGCUCUAAAUAGAAAUUGAGGAUCAUGAGGAGGUUCUCUAAAACUAAGAAAGGAUUCCUGUGAACAAACGUGAUUUUUGAAACAUUUGAUUUUUAUGUUUUCUUCUUCAGUCCAUCCGUGUGACAAAACAGAGUCUCCUUGCAAGAAUGAAGGCGUGUGUGAAAAGAAUGGAGAUGAAUUUGUUUGUAAAUGUACUGAAGACUGGAUUGGAGAUACUUGUGAAAUAAAAGGUAAGACUAUUCUGUUUUAAAUAUAUUCCACUAUUAAGCUUCUCUUUUCCAAACUGUUUACUAUUGAUUCAGUACGAAUCGUGUCUUUCUUAUUGGUACAGUGUUACUACAAAAGGAAACGUAAACUAACUUUAUUUAUACUAGAUAGAUAUUUUAGUUCUUAACUGUUCUCCUCCUUCAUUUCUUCAGUUCAUCCUUGCGACAAAGCCGAGUCUCCUUGCAAGAACGAAGGUGUUUGUGAAAAAGAUGGAGAUCUGAUCAUAUGUAAAUGUACCGACGAUUGGACUGGAGAUACUUGUGAGACAAAAGGUAAAAAAAUUAUCUCAUGACAACUAAGAUUUUCCUGGAAUAUAGAAAGAAUAGUCGUAGAAUAGUCUUCAAUUGAAAGAUGCGAUUACCUGAAAAAUAUAUAUGCUUAAACAUUUCCGUCAUCAAAGGCCAACAUACUCUCUUUAUAACACUACUUCGGAAAACAACAAGGAUUUUGUUCUUUAAAUUUAUUAUUUCUUUUCAGUCCAUCCGUGCGACAAAACAGUGUCUCCUUGUAAGAAUGAAGGCACUUGUGAAAAGGAUGGAGAACAAUUUGUAUGUAAAUGCAGCGAAGAUUGGACUGGAGAUACUUGCGAAACAAAAGGUGAACUAACUUUUUCAAUAGUACUAAAAAGGAUUGCAGUGAAGAAGCUUGAUUUUUGAAAUAUUUGAUUUUUAUAUUUUCUUCUUCAGUUCAUCCGUGUGACAAGGCAGAGUCUCCAUGCAAGAAUGAAGGCGUCUGUGAAAAGAAUGGAGAUGAAGUUAUUUGUCAAUGUACCGAAGAUUGGGCUGGGGAUACUUGUGAAACUAAAGGUGAACAAACUUUACAUAAUAAUUAAAAGAAAACCGGCUAAAGAGCCGGGAAUAUAGCUUCAAACAAAGAAACAAGACCACGAGAAUACAAUCACUCUGAUUAGUAAAAAUGAAAAAACAUUUCAGUGAAAAAUAAAACCCUUAUGGGAAGCGAUUGCUAGGCUUUCUAAUAUUAUAUUUUGUCAUUUUCUCCACAGUUCAUCCAUGUGAUAAACCCGAAUCUCCUUGCAAAAAUAAUGGCACUUGUGAAAAGGAUGGAGAGCAGUUUGUAUGUAAAUGCAACGAAGAUUGGACUGGAGCUACCUGCGAAGAAAAAGGUAGAAAUAUUUACAAACUUGUCUAAUCUAAACUAACAUCAGUUCGACAGGAUACCUUUGUCAGCUCGAAACUGUUUUUUCUAGAGUAAAACUUGGUGUGUUCUUUGUUUUCUGUUUCAGUUCAUCCCUGUGAUAAAGCUGAAUCUCCUUGUAAAAAUGAAGGAGUUUGCGAAAAACAGGGAGAUGAAUAUGUAUGUAACUGUACGGAAGAUUGGACGGGCAAAAAUUGUGAAGAAAAAGGUGAAAUAACUAGUCAUAAAUAGCAAAGAAAUAAGAUGGUUGUUGUUUAUAGAAAUACAGUUCAAUCCGUGGUCGGAACAACGUCUUAUGAAAUUGAUUGAAAUAUGUUGCAGUCAAAUACAAAUCACUGUCGCUGAGACGGAAUCUUUAUUAAACUUCUUUGCUUCAUUUUUCAGUUCAUGCGUGUGACAAAACUGAGUCUCCUUGCAAGAAUGAAGGCGUGUGUGAAAAGAAUGGAGAGGAAUUUGUUUGUAAAUGUACUGAAGACUGGAUUGGAGAUACUUGUGAAAUAAAAGGUAAGACUAUUCUGUUUUUUAACUCAACUAAGCUCCUAUGUUUUCCAAAUUGUUCCCUAGCAGAGAUUCAGUACGAAUCAUGUUUAAUUGGUCCAGACUGAACUAACUAUUUUUACUGGAUAGCUCUAUUAGUUCUCAACUGUUCUCCCUCUUCAUUUCUUCAGUCCAUCCUUGCGACAAAGCGGAGUCUCCUUGCAAGAACGAAGGUGUCUGUGAAAAAGAUGGAGAUCUGGUUAUAUGUAAAUGUACCGACGAUUGGACUGGAGAUACUUGUGAGACGAAAGGUAAAGAAUAUUUUCGUGAUAGCUAAGAUUUUCUAAGAAUAUAGAAAUAAUCGUAGAAUAGUCUUGGAAUUGAAAGAUGAAAUUACCUAAAAUAUAUAUGCUUAGACGUUUCCAUCAUCAAAGGCCAUUCAUCUGGAAUUUCGUAGUUACGACACCCCCUCUUCAUAUAUAACACUACUUCGGAAAACAACAAGGGCUGAGUUCUUUAUUUUUUUUUUCUUUUUAGUCCAUCCGUGCGACAAAGCGGUGUCUCCUUGUAAGAAUGAAGGCACUUGUGAAAAGGAUGGAGAACAAUAUGUAUGUAAAUGCAGCGGAGAUUGGACUGGAGAUACUUGCGAAAUAAUAGGUAAAAAUAAUAUGAUAAUUAAACGAAACUUAACAACAAAAAGUUCUUAGGAAAGAUUGAAAGUAAUUUACAUUACGUAGUUUCCAUUACUGUCAGUUGAUGGGUUUCAAUUUUCCACUAUUGUAAAAUAAUAAUUCACCAAAUUCAUCACCAGCAAUUAUGAAUUUUGGUGGCAUAUUAAUGCAAAUUCUCGAGGAUAGACGGAACUAAAAUUCUACUUUGAUUUUCAGUUCAUCCCUGUGACAAAGCGGAAUCUCCAUGCAAGAAUAAUGGCACUUGUGAAAAAAAUGGACAACAGUUUGUUUGUAAAUGUGCCCAAGGAUGGCUAGGCGAAACUUGCGAAGAACAAGUCAACCCAUGUAAAAACUCUCCCUGCAAAAAUGGAGCAGAAUGUAAAGUAUCCAGUUCACUUGAAGCUAUCUGUAUUUGUCCUCCUGGUCUCAUCGGUGACACGUGUGAGGAAAAAGGUGGGAUUUUUAAAAUGUAUUUGAAAUGAUUAAAUUCGUUAUAAUUCGACAGAAUACCAUUCGCUUAUAAGCAUAAGAAGAAAUUCUAUAACAAAUUCAAAAUUUCCUUGAACUAAACAUGAGUUAGUCGCCCUACCUGCAGUUCUUCAUAAGUUCAUUUAAUCAUUUGCUAUUUUUAAAAGGUUCGUGACGCUCAACCAUCAAUUUUGUUUUCAUUUCCAGAGGUUAUUGUCCAAUGCCAAUGUUCUGCUAAUUUUGGUGGAGACGACGGAUAUUGUUACAAACCAGGUGCGGUAGAGCUAUGUUAUUAUUCUUUCUUUAGAUUUUAUAGAAGAUAUUUAUCUACAAAAAUGAUUCUGAUUGUUUUAUAGUCGUAGUGGAAUUAAAUUCAACGAUCAUAGAUACAAAAGUCUACGACGAAGUAACAGGUUAGUGUUUGUGGGUAAUUUGAGGAACAUGACCUGAAGUAAACUUAUUUAUUCUGGACAUGUGCAGAUCUAUCAGUUCGAAACUGUUCUAACAAAACUGUAGUAUUUGGUAGAGUCAAUUUGGAGUAACUCUUUCAUAUGGAGGUGAAAUUAUAAUCGUACAACAGCAUAUUGCAGGAAUCGAACGCUUAUCACAGAGGGGUGAACGAGCUGAAAACAAAAACCGUUGCUAUAAGCCAUGCUGAAAAAAGGCGUACUCUGUAGGUCAAACACUGUCAUGAAACUUACCAUAAAUAUUUAUCCUUACUUUAGACGCAUGCUCAGACAAUCCCUGCCGAAAUGGAGCGACAUGUGAGAGUGACGACAAUACUUAUCUUUGCCGAUGUCCGGUCGGCUUUGAUGGACCGACUUGUGUGAAUAAAGGUAAGCUUUAUUAAUUCAUGGAUAAAGAGAGUAAUAGUUGUGCAUGCUCCAAAUUGAUUUCGAUAAUAAACUGUCGUGAUUUUAACUGAACUACAUACAAAAUAAUAGAAAGAAAUUACUUUAGCAUUUUCGAAAAGAGUCUGUGGUUAAUGUGCUUGAUGUUAUCUCAAACAAGGGCAUAAAAAAUAUUGCAUGCAAAAAACACCCUGGUUCGUGUUAAUCACAAUGCAUAUGGUUAAUUCUAACCUACUGCAUGGCGAAUAGUUUUGCUCCAACCCUUGUAGUGUUAAUCUGGUAGUUUGGAGACAACCACUGCACUGCUUACGAUCUGUCUACAACAAAUUCAAAUAUAUCACUUUUCUUUCUUUUAGUUUUCCCAUGUGACAGCUCUCCGUGUCAAAAUGAUGCAUUCUGCACGAACAAUGGUUGUCAAUAUGUCUGUCAAUGUAAAGAAGGGUAUACAGGAUUUCUUUGUGAAAAGAAAGGUAUUUCGAUUAUGCAGUUAUCUUACCAUUAUUUUAUCUUGUAUUUCAUGUUUCUGAGAAGAAUACUUACUUCUGAACGUAAAGCUGUAUAUAUUAACUAACACUUUGCAACAUCUUUAACGUUUUGUAUUCUUAGGAUGGGGGCUCGUGUAGUUUCCCCGACACUCGCUCCGGACGGGGGACCUUCGCUUGAGGCGUCGAGGUUCUCCUUGUAUUUUCGGGCGGUUGCAUCCCUACCAAUAAAAGCUUGUUAUUUAUAUUGACACUACCUACACUGGAACAGACAGUUAAAGAUUAUAACCCAUGUUAUAUAAUUGCCAUGAACAUGUCGAAGGGAGAUCAAUGGGGUUGGAGUGCAAUAGACAGUAGAAUCUAUACAAGGGGUUAGGUGUCGAUUGGGACGCAAGUCCUGUUUCCCAUGUAUACCAUAUGUUUCCCCAGUCACACCUAUCUGUUUCCCCAGUCAUACAUGUCUGUAUGUGUGAUUAUAGUACUCUUUAUUGUGACAAAUCAUUAAAAUGAAAAGCACUGUUCUUCAUUUUCCUUCAGUGUCUCCAUGUGACAGCUCUCCUUGCCAGAACGAAGGAACAUGCGAGGUGACUGGAUCUGACGCUCCAGACGGCUUUAACUGCAAGUGCACGUCGGGAUACGAAGGCGUUAACUGCCAAAUUAAAAGUAAGAUAAUCCGAGUUAGUUCAUGCUAUUGCGUCCACAUGGUCCUCCGAGCCGGAUGUAAUGCAAUCUAAUUGGCAAUUAUUGGCUUAAUAAUUAUUCUAAUAAUACUAAAUCUUUCGCCUAGUUGACCCAUGUGAAAAUUCUCCAUGUAAAAAUGAUGGAACUUGUGUGGCUGAAGGAGAAACUUAUGUUUGUAAAUGCGCUUCUGGUUAUGAAGGCUCCAACUGCGAACAAAAAGGUAACAUUUGGAAAUGGUUGCCUUCUGGCUCUUUGGGGCAUUCUCGCUCCUACCUGGGUGUGGCAUUUUCCAUCUUAAUGGGGUUACACAGGGGUAUCGUAGCUCUCCAAAAGAGGUUGGAAAGAUUAGAGACCCACUGUUACUUUCAUUAUAGUGUCUGUCAAUACAUAACCCAAAUUAAUUUUUUGUCAUCUUUAGUGCACGCCUGUGACUCGGAUCCAUGCAAAAAUGGAGCGAUUUGUGACAAACAGGGAGAUGGCUUCAACUGUCUGUGUACAGAUGGGUACAAGGGUGAACUCUGCGAAGACAAGGGUGAGUGUUUGAGGCAACUAACUAACUUGAUUUAUACUGGAUAUAGCUCUCUAUGAUCAGUUCUAAACUGUUCUUCCUAGUGGUGACCUAGUGGUGAUACAUGAAGAUCAAAUGUCCAGUAAGGAUUAUCUCUUAUUGAUCCAGUGUUACUACAGGAGGAAACCUAAACUAAACUAACUUUAUUUAUACUGGAUAGCUCGAUCAGUUCUAAACUGUUCUUCCUAGAGGUCCAGUAAGGAUCCUCUCUUAUUGAUCCAGUGUUACUACAGGAGAAAACCAGCUACCUGUGUUUGGUAGAAACUGGAAGCACUCUCCUCACCUGCCAAAUUGCAAUAAGAUGAUAUGAAUAUUCUAGGAAUUAAACCUCGUGCACAGAGGUAAAGGUACAUGUACUAAGCUUUGAUGAAAAUAUUUUUCACAUUUAGUGUCUCCAUGUGAUAUCUACCAAUGUCUCAAUGGUGGAGAAUGUACAGUUGGGGAUGACAAGGUACCUUCGUGCAAGUGCAAAACGGGAUUCACAGGGGAUAAAUGUGGUACACCAGUGGUACAAGGUCAGUCAAAAUAAACCGAAUCAUGGGCGAGGGAAGACUGGGAUCCUCUAUUCUCUCAUGAUUCGUGAGAAGAGAGGUUUUGAUGGGCUUCUACAGGUUUCAGCAGCCCGAAUGAUCAAGUUCUCCGCGGACCUAGGACUUUAGGUCGUUUUUUAUUUCAACUGUAUCGUUUUUUACUUCAACCCUAUUGUAUCGAAGCGUAUUUCUUUGUAUCCUGGGCACUAGAAUUGAACUAAUGACUUCGACACAAAAGAAAAUGCUACGAUCCGUUACGAUACGGUUGAAGUGGAAAAUGGACUUUACCGUCUUUACACCAGAAGAUAUGAAGAUCAAAUCUAGAUCCAUUGCAGUUUUUCAAGCAACGCGACACUUCACGAUUUUAAUAUCGUAAAUGUUGAUUCCGACGGCGCUAUGUCCCGCUUCAAUGUGAGAUGCUCAACAAAUCAGCUACAGGAAUGAUUAUAAACAGUAUGUCGGGCAAACUGCUUACCGAUACCUCGAUGUAUACAAUCCUAGAUAUCGAUCGAGAUAUUAAUUUGUUCGUAACAAAUGUUUUAUUAGUGAUAUCAGUUGUAUUAUUUUGGUAUUUUGCGCAUUUUGCGAAAUUAGGUAAUGUUUAUAAAAGGCAACGCAUUUUGCUUUUGGGAUUUUAAUCCACCAUCUUGUCUUCAGUGUCGAACGGGUGUGCAGUCUGUAAAAAUGGCGGGAAAUGCCAGGGAUCGACAUGCGAGUGUACGCUUGGAUUCAAGGGAAAUCAAUGCGAGAAAUCAGGUACGAUAGAGAACGUUCUUUUAAUGAAAGAAAUAUUAAAAAAUAUUAGCGGCAAAAAUGAGAAUAAUGAUGGCGCAAUCGACAAAGCAAGCGCGUUUCACCUCUGAGAAUCGUGGCUUUUAUUCUCGUUCUGGGUCCAAAUAUUCAUGUAAAAAAGGGUCUGUCAACGCUCUACUGAAAAUCGUGGGUUUUCUCAGGGUACUCCGGUUUCCUCCCACAGGGAAAGUUGACAAGGUGGGUUGGGAUUAGCCAGCCCUAAUUACUAAAUAUUUCCACCGUAGCUGUGCCGGCUGUGAUCAUCAGACAUGAGGCAUAAAGUGUCUGCCAGUGACGCUCUUAGAAAGCCUCAGUUCGACUGGAUCAGGUUGAGCUGCGUCCUUCACAAUUCAGCUUAGCUCUCAGCUGCAAGUAAAACUAAUUGGCCUUUCUCACGCCGCCAUUUUUGGGGCAAACGAUUAAAACAAUGUGAAAAGCAAUAUUUCAGAACAAACUAACUAUUUACAGAGUAAAUUUACCAUCAUACACCCACACAAUUAUAAAAUGUCGCGUUACGUGGUGUUACGGUCGCAGGAUUGUCAAAAAAGUACCCCAAAAAUGGCGGCGUGAGAAAUGCUAAUUAGCAUACCGACUAACUUACUUUACUUUUCCGUUAAAUUGACUUUGAAUUUCUCUGCCAUUACCCGUUAUUGAACUGAGUAAUCUUCUCUUGCUUUAGCAUAUACUAUUGGUUUUUACCGAUCCACAAAGGAAGUUUACGUUAGAACAGCCAACCUUCCAACAAUGAACGCCAUGACAGUUUGUCUUCGAGUUUACACUUUGGGGAAACGUCGUGUCAUGUAUCUAAUGUCCUACGCCACUAAUAAUGACAAGACGGAAAAGUUUGUGUUUUACAAGGCUGGUAAUAGGCUGGGAGUUCGUGUGAAUGGCAAGAGAGCUACGUAAGUACAGUUGGGUUUCACCAAGCAUUAUACCACACCCUAGCCCUCCCCAAUAAUUGCUGAGUAAAAUAAAAUUAUAAAAAAUUUUUAACCAUCAAUUAGUGGUUGAAAUGGUGUCGGUUACAUGUUAUAUGUUAUGUAUUUUCAGGUAAAAUUAUUAACAAGGUAUAUAUCGGGUAGAUUUUUGUUGCUCCCCCCCCCCAUCCGCCGCCCAAACGAAAGCUGCUCACAACGGCCCUGUAUGUAGAUAAUUCUAAAGCUUAGUUUCCUUUGUUCUAUUCUAUGUUUCUGUAAACUAGAACAAUAGUAACCUAAGCAUAUGAGUUAUCUACAGUUCGGGAAUGGGUGAUUCCAGCUACACACUAAAUUUUGAUCAAGGUAAGAAGAACGAAAUCCAACACCACAGCUAGAAAGAGCGUCUUAGAAUGAGUAAAACUGCAAAGAUUGGUUGCUAAAUGUUGUAAAAUGAAGAACAUAUAGCCCUGUCCAGUUCGCAAAUUUUGUAUAUAUUUGUAUUACGCGCGGUAAAAAUAACUUUCGCUCAAAACUGGUUAUUUUUCCCGCGCGUAAUGCAAAUAUAUGCAAAAUUUGCGAACUUCACAGAGCUAUAUCUUCCUCAUUUUACAACAAUUCACAACCAAACUUUGCAAUUUUACUCAUUUUAAGACGCACUUUCUAGGUGUGGUGUUGGAUUUUGUUGUUCUUGUUUAGAUCAAAAUUUCGCCAUAGCUGGAAUCAUCCAUUGGGUAUAAACGCACGUCAGCCAAAUAUAAAGGUCAAAGAGAAAUAUUUUCGUGCACGAAACACAACACAACUUUUCUACUUUUUACAGGAGUACAGCAGCAGUAAUCAACAAUAAAAAAUGUCAUCACAUAUGUUUCACCUGGCAAUCUGCAGGCGGGAAAUAUUCAUUCUUCAGAGACGGUAAACUUUUGAAGAGCGACAAAGGCCUGAGCGCAGGCAAAGCAAUCCAGGGUGGCGGAGUUUUGUCUUUGGCUCAGAAGAUCCCAAAACCUUCAUUGCGUGUACGUUAUGUAGGGCGAAUAAACGACCUCAACAUUUGGGAUAAAGUCCUCACCUCCAAUGAAAUUGAAGCGAUGUUGAAAUGUGGUGGAAGCACGGCAGGAAAUGUGAAAUCCUGGUCUGAUUUCAGGCUCAAAAAUGAUCUGAAAUAUUCCGUUUUCGCCAAGUAUCUUCGCAAAGAUGCAUUUAUUUGUCCUGCAAAUUGCUGAAACUUUUAGAACUGUAUGAUUUUUAGAACCGUGAAUUAUACCGUCUGUAGUUUUUCUGAUUAUUAGUAGUUCCGUCUGUGAAUGUGUCCUGAAAAUUGUUUUAGAAUUUAAGAAUUUUAUCAGACUUCAUUUGCUUGUAGAAAACUAAUAUGCGCGUGUGCUUUUUUAUUAUUUGUACUACUGUGUGACUUUGUAGAACUUUUGUUAUACUCGCGAACUGUAGUAAAAAUAUUUAAUAAAGAUCUUUUGUCUGACUGCAGUGUAUGUGCGUUUAUUGAUACUGUAACACUUUGUAGAGAAACGGUCCUUUUCAUGACAUAUUGAAAUGUUCCAUUGACUUUUCAUUGUUUCGAAAAUCCCGCUGUUUCUCCAUGCCAUCCAGACACU
Messenger RNA from Paramuricea clavata, 15062 nucleotides. The record is from the annotation of a GenBank genome assembly. NCBI's taxonomy places the organism in Eukaryota, Metazoa, Cnidaria, Anthozoa, Malacalcyonacea, Plexauridae.